Mixia osmundae IAM 14324 is the source of this 1164-nucleotide messenger RNA. RefSeq lists its product as uncharacterized. Lineage: Eukaryota; Fungi; Basidiomycota; Mixiomycetes; Mixiales; Mixiaceae. Gene Ontology annotation, molecular function: protein binding. The record is from RefSeq and is a predicted model, not a curated record. The transcript has a single exon. Bases 1 to 1164 code for a protein of 387 amino acids.
AUGAGCGCAUCAGCUGGACUUUUUGAUCGCCUGCCUAACGAACUCAAGAGCCAAAUAUUUGUCGAGCUACCCAAGCAUGAUCUUCGACAAGUCAGCCUGACGUGCAAGUCGCUCCGGGCUUGCGCCGCAGAAGAUGUCUUCCAGAAGGUUGCGCUGCGCGACACUGCCUCUCUUGACGCUUUCUUGCGUGAUGUUCGGAUGUCCAGCAGCUUUCGCGAUGGCAUCACCGGCCUCGAAAUUGAUUUCUGGACAGAUCGCUGCACACAUUGGGGACAAGCAUGUGUCGAACUGAUACACAUGUUGCCACAUCUCAAAUCACUUCACUUUGGCAAAGAUGUCUGGGAAGCGGUCUGCAGAGCAUCCAAUCAGGUCCCCGCCUGCGCACCGGGGCUGACUAGCUUGGCAUUCUUCAAUAUCGGUGGCAUCGAUGGACGAUCAUCCCAGCUCAUCUCUCUCGCUGCCAAGUGGAUACGUGCUUGUCCAUGUCUCCUUCAACUCGAUAUCAGUGGCUACAAAGGCUUCGAUGAUUUCGUCGGUGCCGCAUUUGACCAGCUUGCCGAUGUUGCCUGCGCAAUCGCACAGCAUGGCUCGCUAGAGAAACUCAAGAUGCUUCCUGUCACUGGCGAGAGCUUUCACGAGGAGUCGACGAUGACAAGUUGGACCAGCGGGUGGACUUGCGCGCUCACGGAGAUCACUCUGACGAUGGAAACGACUAUGGCGGUCAUCCGAUCAUUGCUUUUGCCACAUCACUCAUCAUUGCAGAGACUUACUCUGGCGUCCAUCUGGGAGGGUGACGACGAAGAGAGCCCGUCAGGAACAGCUGACAAGACGUGUCUGCCAGCCCUGAAGCGACUGGCGAUCCAGCGCGAAAGGGGCGCAGAGCAAAUCUUCGCCGUCUACACGAUGCCAAACCUGGAAACGCUUGCGAUGAGCGAAGAGGCUGUCGAUUGUCUGGAUCUGUUCAGCGAGCACGAGCAAGCAGUUCCCACUCGGUCACUGAAAUUGCUGGAGCUCUACCUCACUUUCGAUACGCUCGAUAGAGAGAGGGGCUUCAAUGGGCGCCUUCUCCUCGAAUUGUGCGAGGCGCGCAAGCUCCCUUUGGUCUGCUUGACGCUCGAUGGCGAAGAGCGAGAUGCUGCCUGGACUUACGCCUGUUGCAUCUAG